CGUGGCAGGCUAAUAAGUCGAACUCUGACCCGGAAGUGUUCGAUCGGCACAAAACAACCGAUGUUGCAUUAGCCGGGUCGUUGGUGUUGUUAUUUUCUGACCACCUCCGGGAGUUUGAGGCAUAUUUUCAGAAGCUGAACUCGUUGGAAACCAUGUUGGAGUUGCAGCGUUUCUCUUUAAGGAGAUAAGCGGCUAAACGUCGAUGUUUAUGAAGGCGGAGAGCUGCCGAAGCUAGUUAGCUUAGCCUUUGCAGAGGCUGACGCGUCUUUGUGAAUGUUUCGAACCGAGCCGGUACCAGGGGGCAGUACCGCUUGAUUUUAGACGCCAACAGCGUUAGUUUGCGAAGUGCUCCAGGUCGGGGCAUGUCGGUGAAACCGGCGUCCUAAAAAUCCGUAUCAAAGACGGAGGUCGAGUUUGAUUGUUUAGCUAGCAUUAGAUUAGCCGAACAGUCAUGGACGAUUUCAGCUCCAUCAGUCUGCUGUCUCUGGCCAUGUUGGUGGGAUGUUAUGUGGCCGGGACGAUACCGCUAGCCGUCAACUUCUCCGAGGAGAAGCUGAAGCUGAUCACGGUGCUGGGGGCGGGGCUUCUCUGUGGGACGGCGCUCGCCGUCAUCAUUCCUGAAGGAGUCCACGCGCUUUAUGAAGAAAUCCUUGAAGGCGCUCACCACAGCCACGGGCAGGCCGGGGUGGUGGACGCGUCCGAGGCGAAGGUGGAGGCGGAGGCAGCUCUGAGCGGCGGCGGGAAGCACGAGCACAGCCACGAGCAGCUGCACGCCUGCAUCGGCGUCUCUCUGGUCCUCGGCUUCGUCUUCAUGCUGCUGGUGGACCAGAUAGGCUCCUCCCACGUCCACAACGCGGAAGAUCCGGAGUCGGCGAGAGUGGCCAACUCAAAAAUCACCACCACUCUGGGACUGGUGGUCCACGCUGCAGCUGACGGCGUGGCGCUUGGGGCCGCCGCCUCCACGUCCCAGACCAGCGUUCAGCUCAUCGUCUUUGUGGCCAUCAUGCUGCACAAGGCUCCAGCCGCCUUCGGUCUGGUCUCCUUCCUGAUGCACGCCGGCCUGGAGAGGAACCGCAUCCGCAAACACCUGCUGGUGUUCGCGCUGGCCGCGCCCGUCCUCGCCAUGCUGACGUUUUUGGGCCUCAGCCAGAGCAGUAAAGAGGCUCUGUCCGACAUCAACGCCACCGGCGUCGCCAUGCUCUUCUCCGCCGGGACCUUCCUCUAUGUGGCCACGGUCCACGUCCUGCCGGAGGUGGGGGGCCUCGGCCACAGCCACGCCCCCGCCGGGGGGAACGGCGGAAAGGGACUGAGCAAGGUGGAGGUGGGGGCUCUGGUUCUGGGCUGCCUGAUCCCCCUGGUUCUGUCUGUGGGCCACCACCACUAGACCGACCCGAACGCCUCCGGAGGUGGAGCUACGGCCGGGGGUGGAGCUACGGCCGGGGGUGGAGCUACAGCCAGGGCGCCUUCAGGACUUUGAUGAAGGAGGGCCUGUGGGGGGGUCAGAGCUGCUGGGGUGUAUUUUAGUGGGGGGGCGUGAUCAGUGAUUUUUAAAUCCUGUACAGAAUCUGUUUAAGUGCCAUACGAGCAAAAAUAGUUCAGAAUGUAGCAGACGCCCCCCUCCCACGAUGGGAGGGGGCACCUCGUCUGCUCCCGAACCAGUCUGAACCGGUCUGAACUGGUCUGAAACGGUCUAAACCCACCCCGCUGUCCCACAGCCGCUAAGGAAACUGUAACGGAGACGGGCGGGAAACGUGUAGAUAGUUUUUCUAAGUGAUUGUAUCUGCAGGUCUUAAGGGGCGGGGUCGUCUGAGAGUGUGGGAGGGGCUUAAAACCUUUAGGGACCAUCAGCUCAGGAGCUUACUUGAGUCUCAUUCUGGGUUCUGACCCGCAUGAGGUCAGAAAGAGCAAUAACGGAGCAGCAGAAGGUCCGGUUCCUCCAGGCGGGGGCGCUGGGGUCUCUUUGUCUUUAAAUCCCGUUUCCUGGACGGAAUUCAGCGACUGUUUUUACUGUGAAGCUCCGAGGACGAAGAACGGGAACUUCUGUCUGGAUUCUGUGGAGAAGACUUCAAAAGUGCUCUCUCUCUCUCUUGGUUUCAUCAAAUCUGCUCAGAUUCAUUCAGCUUAAAUAACCAACCUGAAAUGUGACGUUUGCACUUUGGCGAGGCCGCAGAGCCCCGCCUCCUCUCCGUUCUCUCUACCUGACGCAGGUUUGCUGCUUUUUCACACCUCGGAGUCGAACUUGAAAGAAGGAGAAAUGUUUUUUUUCACUGGAAAGCCUCCUAAAGCUUCUGCUUUUGACCGUUUCAGCCUCAAACCCAAACGGAGCCGGUUUCAUUUUAACGCGUUAAGUUGAGUCAUUCUGAUCCUGUUCGCCAUCGUGAGGCUGAAAUAAGUGAAAUCAGCUGCUCAGAUAUGAACUUCCUGUCAGAAACUGAAUCAGAAGACUAAAAAAAAAAUGGCGUAAACUCUCGUCUGUCUUUUACAUUUGACAAGUGAAAAGAAUAAAUUCAUCCCAGCGGAGCUUUAUUGUGAGCAUCGUGUGUUUCAACCAAAACCUGGUUUUUAUUUUUUUCAGCUUCUUUCCAUGUUUUCAGAAUUAAAUCUUAAACAGUCUUUCUUUGAACAUCUUAAAUUUUCCUGUUUUGUGUUGUUUUUGACUCUAAAUGUUCAAAUCACGUCAGUUGUUUCAUCAUUUUAUGGUUUUCUUUUCUCCUCACUUUGCCUUAUUUUCACUGUUUUAAGGAAGAUGUACAGAAUUGUUUCCUGACUAAAUUAAAAAAACGUUGAAAUCCG
This is a messenger RNA of Oryzias melastigma (Indian medaka), 2793 nucleotides long. RefSeq names its product solute carrier family 39 member 9 (gene slc39a9). The record is from RefSeq and is a predicted model, not a curated record. NCBI's taxonomy places the organism in Eukaryota, Metazoa, Chordata, Actinopteri, Beloniformes, Adrianichthyidae. Gene Ontology annotation, molecular function: metal ion transmembrane transporter activity. Gene Ontology annotation, cellular component: membrane. Gene Ontology annotation, biological process: zinc ion transport; transmembrane transport. The transcript has 7 exons. Bases 452 to 1384 code for a protein of 310 amino acids.